AUGGCGGCGGCGGCGGCGGCGGCGGCGGGCGGAGGCCGAGGGCGGAGGCCGAGGACGGAGACUAACUGGAAUGGAAAAGGUAGCUUCACUAUCUCCACGCACCAUUCAGUUCUGUUCUCUGGGAAUGAAGAAGGAUAUAACCACGGAGUAGCAGUCAUCCUCUCCAAAGAAACAAAGAAGACUCUUAUUGGUUACAGUCCUGUUAAUGACAAAAUUUUGAAAGUCAGACUCCAUGCGAAACUACACAAUGUAUCUAUCAUUCAAUGCUAUGCACCAACUUCAACAGCUAGUGACGAAGAAAUGAAGACCUUUUAUAACACCUUGCAGGAAACGAUCGAUUCCAUCCCCAGUAGAGACGUGAAGCUAUUAAUGGGAGACUUCAAUGCCAAAGUUGGUUCUCAAAACAUCUCUAACUCAACCUAUGGAAGAUUCGGUCUGGGACAUCAAAACGAAAGGGGAGAAGAUCUUAUUGAUUUCUGUAGCACAAACAAUCUGACAAUCACAAACACAAUGUUUAAACAUCACCCUAGACAUUUAUACACCUGGACUUCACCCGACAAGAAAACUCGUAACCAGAUUGAUUAUAUCCUUCUUUGCCAGAAAUGGAGAAGUUCCAUUAAGAAUGUGAGAACAAGGCCAGGUGCAGACUACAACAGUGACCACCAACUUCUUGCAGCGGAUAUCAAAUUCAACCUGAAGAAGAUGAAACAACCUCCGCACCCGAUCAGACUUGACUAUGAAACGCUAGACGACAACUACAGAGUCAGAAUUACGAACAAAUUUGCAUAUCUUCUGCUUUGCGAGGAAGAACGAUCGGCUGACGAUCUGUGGAAUGCUGGCAAAGAAAUUAUCAUUCGAACCGCUGCAGAAACCAUCGACAAGAAAACGAAGAAAUCUACCACUUGGAUCUCUGAUGAAACACUUGAAGAAAUUAAGAUCAGAAGAGAGAUUAAAUCAAAAAGACUUGACAGUCCAGUAGGCGAAGCUCUUUACAGAAACCAAAACGCAAAUAUUCAAGGAAAGAUGAGAAAAGACAAAGAGAAAUUCAUCGAACAACAAUGUCUGAAAAUUGAAAAAAAAAAAAAAAAAUGCCGUCAACAACUCUACCAAGGAAUCAAAAACCUGACAAAAUCUUUCAAACCAUCAGCUGAUACCAUCAAGUCAGAAGACGGGACAGUUCUCUGUGAUGGAGAUGAAAUCAAAGAAAGGUGGAAAGAGUACUGCUACAAACUGUACGAGAAGAACAACUUGCCACCUAUCCAUCUCGAUCUCACGGUUUCUGAACCAGAACCUCCACCCCUUAUUGAUGAAGUUAAAGAAGCAAUCAAAGAUCUUAAAAACGACAAGAGUCCUGGAGCAGAUGAAAUCACCGCUGAAUUAAUCAAGAAUGGAGGCCCGAACAUCGAAGCUUUCUACCACAAACUCUGCUGCAAAGUCUGGAACGACCAGAAGUGGCCUGCUGAUUGGUUGAAAUCCGUUUUUGUCCCAAUCCCGAAGAAAGGAGACACGUUGCAGUGCACUAACAACAGGACCAUCGCGCUCAUAAGCCACAGCAGCAAAAUCCUUCUGAAAAUCAUCGCAAAAAGAAUGCAUUGGAAAAUGAAAGCUGAGAUUGCUGAAGAACAAGCGGGAUUCAGAGCUGGAAGAGGCACAAGGAACCAAAUUCUGAAUCUAAAAAUGGGCAUCGAAAAGAACCGUGAACAUAACAGAUCUGUUCCUCUGCUUUGUCGACUACACCAAAGCUUUUGA
This is a messenger RNA of Penaeus indicus, 1749 nucleotides long. RefSeq lists its product as uncharacterized. The coding region runs from base 1 to 1749 and encodes 582 amino acids. Gene Ontology annotation, biological process: chromatin remodeling. Gene Ontology annotation, molecular function: catalytic activity. Lineage: Eukaryota; Metazoa; Arthropoda; Malacostraca; Decapoda; Penaeidae. The record is from RefSeq and is a predicted model, not a curated record. Gene Ontology annotation, cellular component: nucleus. The transcript is spliced from 2 exons.